Molecule: messenger RNA, 1590 nt
Organism: Nasonia vitripennis (jewel wasp)
Lineage: Eukaryota; Metazoa; Arthropoda; Insecta; Hymenoptera; Pteromalidae
Product: cytochrome P450 6B1
Exons: 4
Coding region: 21-1562 (513 amino acids)
Molecular function (GO): oxidoreductase activity, acting on paired donors, with incorporation or reduction of molecular oxygen; heme binding; monooxygenase activity
Source: RefSeq, a predicted model, not a curated record
UAUAUACUUUGCAUAAAUUUAUGCUCGAACAAAGUCUUAGCACAUUCUGUAUAGAAGAAAAUAUAGUGGUUAUACUCAAGAUGAUAAUUGAAAGUUUUUUCUGUGUUGUUUGUAUACUAACAAUAAGUCUCGCAAUAAGUUUUUACUACUUCCUGACGUGGAACUUCGACUUCUGGAAGAAGCGCAACGUUAAAGGUCCCGAGCCUGUGCCGUUUUUCGGUAACUACAAGGACAACAUCUUUGGUAAAAUUCAUUCAACGGAGCUUACGAAAAGGUUUUACGACGAGUUCGCUAACGAGAAAAUGGUCGGGAUCUACGUUUACGGUUCACCGGUCCUCAUACUGCGUGACCUCGACUUGAUCCGUGACGUCCUUAUCAAGGAUUUCGCGGCCUUCUCAGAUCGGGGUAUUCGCGUCCACGAUCGAGUAGAGCCGCUAUCGCAGCAUUUCUUCAACUUACCAGUGUCCACCUGGAGACCGCUUCGCAAAAGCCUCACGCCUGCAUUUAGUUGCACCAGAAUGAAGGGCAUGUUCGAACUAAUGGCGCAAGUCGCCGAACUCUUUGUCUCUUUUCUUGAGCAGAAUACCGAGCGCGAAGAAUCUCUUGAAUGUUGUGCACUCGUAGCUAAAUUUGCGACCGAAGUCAUUGGGGAGUGUGGUUUCGGAUCAAAAAUGGGCGAGUUUGAAGAUAAAGUUAGCGAAUUUCGAGAAGUUAGCAAGACAAGGAUAAAGUCGAAUUUGUGGAAUUUUGUUAGGAGAAAUUUGAGGCAGUUCUGGCCGAGUAUUUACAAGUACUGUAGUAUGUUUUGCAAUAAAAAACUGUUGCGCUAUUACGUCAACAUGAUUAAUUCAGUCAAUUUGACCAGGAGUAAAGAGGGAAUAAAGAGAAAAGAUUACGUAGAAAUUUUAUUGCACCUUAAGAAUAAUCCGGAACAAAUUCAAAACUUGGAAUUGAGCGAUAGUAUUUUAGCAGCACAGUCGUAUGUAUUUUUUACUGCUGGAUCCGAUACCACUGCACUGAUUAUAAGUAAUCUGUUUUACGAACUUGCUGUGAAUGAAUCUAUUCAGGAUAGAUUGAGAGAGGAAAUCCAAGAUCAAAAAUUGUCUUAUCAUGGCUUGAAAAGCAUGGAGUAUCUCGAUAAAGUAUGGAAAGAAACGCUUAGAAAAUAUCCUCUAAGAAACAUUCAGAGAGCUUCUAAUCAGAUUUAUACGUUUUCUAAGACAAACGUAACGAUUCCUGCAAAUACUCAAAUUAUAAUUCCUAAUUACGCUAUACAUUACGAUAGUCAGUACUAUCACGAACCUGAAGUUUUUAAUCCUGAAAGAUUUGAUGGACGUGGUAAUUUUAGUCAUCCAAUGAUUUACUUACCAUUUGGAAAAGGCCCACGUGAUUGUAUAGGUUCCCAGUUUGCCGUCCAUAUUUCAAAAAUUCUAAUUGUUAAGGUAUUAGAAAAUUUCAAAGUGGAAAUAUCAAGUGAGUCACUCACUCGAGAAGAAAAUGACCCUAGACAAGUUUUACUUUCGCCUAAGGGCGGAAUACGUUUAAAAUUCAAAAGAUUGUAACUUAUUUUGGUGAUAUGGUAUAGUGUGU